AUGGAAGCGCGGCAGCUGAAACGAGACGUCAAGGCGCUGAUUGGGGACUACAUCGGGCAGAAACUGAGAGAAAACUCUUUUGAUCCUCAGGGGAAGGGGACGAGCACCAUGCUGGACGACCUGGCACACUAUGACCUGGCCAUCAGUGUGGCUCUAUGGUGGUUGAACAGAGACGAGGGACGAGACGUCCUGGAUGGAGACAUCAUUGGAGCAGCGAGCAGCUCGGGCAGCGCUCAGUACCCCGACCGUCUGGAGCGAGAGGCCAUGAUCCUGUCGUCCUUCGCUGGGAUCAUUAUGAGCAGCCUGCCGGUGGAGGAGAUCCUCUCUCUGUACAGAUGUAAACCAGCUGCUUCUUUCCCCAACCAGCAGUCCAAGGGCUCUCUGGUGCAUCCCUUCACUCUGUCCUACCACCCGUUCGCCAUGCUCGGCUCUUAUAAAGCUGUGACCCACUCCAAGAAACACAGUCAGAGGUUGAAGCGAUGGCUGUCUGGAAGGCAGAAGGCUCGAGUCCCGCCUGGACCAGAGUCAGCGCGCUCUUCAUCCUCCUCUUCCUCCUCGUGUCACUCCUUCCUCACUGACAACAGUGACCAGAGAGAGGAACGAGCCGAGUACUACGAGGCUUCACUGGACACUCUGCACGACUGACUUCAUCCUGCCUCUUUAACACACUUUAUACUGUUACACUGACUUCAACUUACCUUCACUUCUUGAAGAAAUCAAUCGAUCAAUCGCAGUUGAUGGGGGCAGCAAGUUUACAAACUUUCACACAGAAUAUUUGAAGUCUCAUUCAUCCACUUUUAAGCUCACUACUUCCAUAACACACGUAGUUUUGUGUUUGUGUUGGAAGUAUAAAUAGGUUUUC
Messenger RNA from Centropristis striata (black sea bass), 862 nucleotides. RefSeq lists its product as uncharacterized. Lineage: Eukaryota; Metazoa; Chordata; Actinopteri; Perciformes; Serranidae. The transcript has 8 exons. The record is from RefSeq and is a predicted model, not a curated record. The coding region runs from base 1 to 645 and encodes 214 amino acids.